Molecule: messenger RNA, 1548 nt
Organism: Doryrhamphus excisus (bluestripe pipefish)
Lineage: Eukaryota; Metazoa; Chordata; Actinopteri; Syngnathiformes; Syngnathidae
Gene: dnajb2
Product: DnaJ heat shock protein family (Hsp40) member B2
Molecular function (GO): Hsp70 protein binding
Source: RefSeq, a predicted model, not a curated record
CUCCGGCAUGUUCUCGACGCUCUAUUUCUUCUCUCAGCUGAUUGUGACGUAAUGCGCACAGCUUAGACAGCACACAAAGACGAAAACGAGGCCGAAGAACCGCAAGUUUCCCCCCGCGUUGCCACCGGUGGAGAGUAGCGAAAGGCCGUCCUCCAUGCUGAGGGGGCGGUGGAGAGACAUUUAAGGGAGGAGACUCUUCUACAGAAAACCGCUAUCUCCCUGUCAACAACGGCCGCUUCUGACAGGCUGACACGAUUCCAUCCCGGGAGCGGCGUCGAGAGGGGUGAAAGGAGGCGACAUGGUGGAUUACUACAACAUCUUGGGAGUAUCCAAAACAGCCUCUCAGGAUGACAUCAAGAAGGCGUACAGGAAACUGGCACUAAAAUGGCAUCCUGACAAAAAUCCAGACAAUAAAGAGGAAGCGGAAAAGAGGUUUAAAGAAGUGGCCGAGGCAUAUGAAGUGCUCUCUGACCAGAGUAAACGUGACGCCUAUGACAGAUACGGAAGUGAUAGAAUGAGACACUCAGGCUCAUACAGCCCAGACUUUCCUUCAGAUUAUCCAGGGUUCAACUUCACAUUCCGCAGCCCAGAUGAGGUUUUCAGAGAGUUUUUUGGAGGCCAGGAUCCUUUCGCCAGCUUCUUUGAUGAAUUUUCAUCAUUUGGCGGUCCAUCUUCCCGCAUGGGGCCCAGUCGGUUCUUCUCCUUCCCUUCAGCAGGAGCUGAAUUUACAUCAUUUUCAUCCAUGGGUGGUUUUCCUGACAUGGGCAGUAUGGCCGGAGGCAAUUUCAAGUCUGUGUCUACGUCCACUCGCAUCAUAAAUGGCAAACGCACUACCACCAAAAAGAUUAAAGAGAACGGACAGGAAAGAACAGAGAUCGAGGAAGAUGGCGUGUUGAAGACCGUGCUCAUAAACGGUGUGCAGGAUGACAUGGCACUUGCACUGGAGCUGAGUAAGCGAGACGGCCAACCCCAUCAAACACCCUCAAAUCCUUCAAUCCAAAACAGAUCACCCCUCAACACGAAUAGAAGCCGUCUCGGCACGCAUUCUGCAGCCACGCAUCGCUCAUUUAGCGCCGCCCCUUUCUACAACUACGGAGGCAUUGCCGGUGGUGAGCAAGAUGAGGACGAUGAAGAUCUGCAGAUGGCGCUGGCGUGCAGCUUGUCAGAAAUGGAAGCCCAGCAGAGAACAGCUGCUCCAGACUUCAUAUCAGACUCAGACUUUGAGGCCUUCACCAGCUAACCCCAUUGGCUCGCGCUGCACUGCGAACAUGCGCCUCAUCUUUCGGCAGCCCAUGAUGCACUCUGUCACGCCUCUCCUCUCCAUGGUUUCUACGUGAUGAAUGUUACAAAAGUCUGCUUUAUAUAGUGUGGAUGUCUGUGAAUGAAGUGGGAACGACUGGAAUUUGAUUGGAUCAUCUCUGAAUCGAACGAUUCGUGUUGAUUUUGUGAAGAAAAAAAAAAUGCACACCCUAUGAGAAAAUGUAUCCCAACAAUUACAGGCUCAUACCAAAAUUAUUUUAAUUUAAGGGAAAUAAAGCAUUUCCUUCA